Molecule: messenger RNA, 5722 nt
Organism: Rattus norvegicus (Norway rat)
Lineage: Eukaryota; Metazoa; Chordata; Mammalia; Rodentia; Muridae
Gene: Gfi1
Product: growth factor independent 1 transcriptional repressor
Cellular component (GO): nucleus
Source: RefSeq, a predicted model, not a curated record
UCAAGAAGAGUAGAAGAUAGCAAGGUAAAGAGUUGCUUUGAGACUAUGAAUUGACCCAAUGAAUUGACAAAGCACACAAUAAAUGAAUUAUUAAUAGAAUAUGCCUGAUUUACCUUUAGCUGAUUCAGUAUGUGUGAUCCUUUUAAAAUUGCAUACCUCUGCGUUCAUUUAUUUUUUAAAAAGAGGGGUGUGUUGAGAAUCCUGCAGCUGAGGACUGGAUAGCAAGCAGACAGGAUGUGUCUCCUACCACACAACAGUGAUAUAGGCUGUAUUGAUAAAAUUUGUAACUUAUCAAAAACCCCGAAGAAAUGCUAUGCUAUCCAAAAACUUUGUACAAAUUUACUUUUUUUUACAGUGAAAAAUAUCAUUGACUUUUUUCCCACAGAAAGGGCUUUUUCUUAUAACGGUUUUAGAUUUAUCUAAAAUAUAAUUGCAGUUAGUUCACUGUCAGGUGUGUGGCAAAAGAGUGCAAAUCGCGGGGUUCGUUCUUCAGAACCAGCAGGGCAAUACGCUUGAGCACGUAUUAGUUGUUUUUGUAAUCUGCGGGGCAUCACCUGACCCCCCAGGAUCUCAUUUCAUAAUGUUGGUGCACGAAAUAACGUUCGAAAUCCAGCCCAAUUCGCUUGGAAGAGCACUGUGCUGACAACAGCUUCACCCCUGCGGGAAGGUGCACAGUUCACAGACCCAGCACAAUGUUCUCAAGUGGUUAUAUUUUUUAUUUGCAGAAGAGUGAGGUUUGAGCGCCAGCCCCCACCCUGUCAUCAAUAGUGUUAAUUCCACGCCUCCAUGGAGGGCAAGGCCACGGUGGACAUUAUUCUGAAGCCUUCAUUUUGCAAUGACGCCAAACGUGCCCCUGGCCCAGUAGUCUGCUGCGGCUUCAGGCGCCACCCCUCCCAACCCACCCCAGCCUGGACCAAGUGAGGCUCAGCUGAGCCGCAGCCCUGAAGUCGCCUUUAAUUUCCCAGCUCCGACCACCGGAAGCGAGCGCGAGGCGGGGGCAGGGUGGGUAGGACGCACCCACCGAUGCCGCCGGCGCCCGCUGGACGCGCCACCAGCCCGGCCCUUGUUCGCCGGGCUCGACGCUCGCCCACCUCUUCCAAAUUUAACCGUUACCUAAAUCCGAAGGGAAAUGAGCAAACCUCUGGGAUUGGGUGUCAAGGUAUUUUCAGCUUCGUUGGGCGUAUUUAUCCUCAAGUGUUUCCACAACAAGUUAUUUCGGGGGCCCGAGGCGCAGGUUUCGCUCUGCGGACGCGGUGGCCAGUGGCCGGGCUCCAGCCCGGCAGCACCGGGGUUCGGUGAUUCACGGCUGCGAUCGGGGAGCGAUGCUUGCCCAAGCAGGCGACCGGGUUGUGUUGCCCAUGGCCAGAGGGUCCAGGAACUGUGCGAGCUGCCUGCUCGCAGCGCUCGCCAGCUCCCGUCAAUCUGUGUCCUGAAUCUGUGACUUCUCGCUGCGGAAGUCUCCAGGAGCCAAGAAUACUUCGAUUUUCUUUCUAGUCAUUUCUAGUGCUGGGUUCUCAGACAUCCCGGGGACUCCAUAGAUAGCCCCGCGGCCCCACAGAUAAACAAAUUGGGUGGGGGUAGCUGCUUAGGGGUGCCCGGGGAAGUUGGCCGCAAGGAUACCCCCCUCCUGUCACCUCCUGACCCCUUGCGCAAAGGAGGCUCGUGGCCCGCUGUCCCACUGGGGGAUGGGGAUGGGGCUGAGAAGGCUAGUGAGCGCCUCUAACGCUCAGGAAGUGAAGUUUGCGGUUUUGGGGGCUGAGCUCGGAAGCAGAUUAAGAAGAAAAAAAAAAAGUCAGAGAGACAGAUCAGUCUCUCCCGAAAGCAAGAUUCAGUUUGCUCACUCUCAGAGCUCGAUGCCCGCGCCCUGACCCCGCAGAACUCAGAGUAACCGAGGGUCCAAACAUCCGACCAGCGGCUGGCCACCAUGCCGCGCUCAUUCCUGGUCAAGAGCAAGAAGGCGCACAGCUACCACCAGCCGCGUUCUCCGGGGCCGGACUACUCCCUGCGCCUGGAGACCGUGCCUGUGCCGGGCAGAGCAGACGGCGGCGCUGUGAGUGCAGGAGAGUCGAAGAUGGAGCCCCGAGAGCGUUUGUCCCCCGAGUCUCAGCUUACCGAGGCUCCAGACAGAGCCUCCGCGUCCCCCAACAGCUGCGAAGGCAGCGUUUGUGACCCGAGCUCCGAGUUCGAGGACUACUGGAGGCCCCCUUCUCCCUCUGUAUCUCCAGCGUCGGAGAAGUCGCUGUGUCGCUCUCUGGACGAAGCCCAGCCCUACACGCUGCCUUUCAAGCCCUACGCGUGGAGCGGCCUCGCGGGGUCUGACCUGCGGCACCUGGUGCAGAGCUACCGGCAGUGCAGCGCGCUGGAGCGCAGCGCUGGCCUGAGCCUCUUCUGCGAGCGCGGCGCGGAGUCCGGCCGCCCGGCCGCGCGCUACGGCUCGGAGCAGGCUGCGGGCGGAGCGGGUGCGGGACAGCCUGGGAGCUGCGGAGCAGCCAGCGGCGCCACCAGCGCUGGGGGCCUGGGGCUCUAUGGCGACUUCGCGCCUGCGGCGGCCGGGCUGUUCGAGCGGCCGAGCACAGCCGCAGGCCGGCUGUACCAAGAUCGCGGCCACGAGCUGCACGCGGACAAGAGUGUGGGAGUCAAGGUGGAGUCCGAGCUGCUGUGCACCCGCCUGCUGCUGGGCGGCGGCUCCUACAAAUGCAUCAAGUGCAGCAAGGUGUUUUCCACACCGCAUGGGCUGGAGGUGCACGUGCGCCGGUCCCACAGCGGCACGAGACCCUUUGCGUGCGAGAUGUGCGGCAAGACUUUCGGGCACGCGGUGAGCCUGGAGCAACACAAGGCCGUACACUCGCAGGAACGCAGCUUUGACUGUAAGAUCUGUGGCAAGAGCUUCAAGAGGUCAUCCACACUGUCCACACAUCUACUCAUUCACUCGGAUACCCGGCCCUACCCCUGUCAGUACUGUGGCAAGAGGUUCCACCAGAAGUCAGACAUGAAGAAACACACUUUCAUCCACACAGGUUAGGCUCCAAGUUGGUCAUCUUCCUGCCUCCAGAGGGUUAGAUUUACAGGCUGCCAGUUUCUUUAUCAGCUUCUUUCUGUGUGUACGGAACACUCACUCGUUAGAACACAGGCUACAAGAUGAAAGGACUCUGUCAGACAACAUGGUGGGUGUGUAUUCCCGUGACCUUCCUCUUUUCUUGUUCAUUUUUUUGUCAUUUUCAAGAGAAAGAGUUUCUCUGUGUAGCCCUGGUUAUCCUGAAACAACUGUAGACCAGGCUGGCCUUGUUUCAGAUCUCCCUGUCUCUGCCUCUGGAGUGCUGGGAUUAAAGGUGUCUUUUGCCUUAUCACUUUGAUGAGAAGGUCAGUUUGGUUUUUGUGUUAGCAUAGUCAGAUGUACUGGUAUGUCCCCAGCUGGUUAGUUUUUUACCAACUUGACACAUGCUUGGGUCAUCUGGGAAGAGGGAACCUCAACUGACAAAAAUGCUUGUACCAGAUUGGCCUGCAGGAAAGUCUUUUCUUGACUGAUGAUAGAUGGUGGUGCCACCCUGGGCAGGUAGUUCUGGACUGCAGGCUGCACAAAUCAUGGGUAGAAAUCUUGGAAGCAGAUUUUCUUCCUGGUCUUGAGUUCCUGGUUGCUUGAGGGGAGUCUUAGCUUCCUUUAGGGUGGGCUAUGAUCCUGACCUGUAAGCUAAACUAAUCCUUUCCUUCCCAAGUUGCUUUUGGUCGAGAUUUUUUUUUUUAAUAGCAGUAGAAAGUGAAUCAGGACAAUUCCUCUACGGUUGUUUUUGUUGAUUCUUUUCUUAACUUAAGAAUCUCUGGGGCUAGAGAGAUGGCUCAGUGCUUAAGAGUAUCUGCUUCUCUUGCAGGGGGGACCUGGGUUCAGGUUCAGUUCCCUUCCCUUCUGAUUGUGGUAGCUUCUAUUUCCUUCCUUUCUUGUUUUUUUUUUUUUUUAACUUUUCCUUUUGUACUUCCAGGAUCACAUAAAUCUAUGCGCCCAGCCCAAGUUUCUGUUCUCCGUGGGUCUUUCUCUGGGUUUGCCACUAGUCCUACUGUCUAUCUCUGCUUGAGCCACAGUCCCAUAAAUAAUUAAAGUAAAAGUUAGCUCCUAAUGACUAGCAGAGGAGGCUUCUCUCUGACCUGAUUCAUUCUCUUCAAAAUAUCAUGGCUACUCCUGACCCUUGUUCUUGCACAUGAAAACUUUCUUGGAAUUUUGGUGUGUGUUACUGUCAUGACUCUGAGCCAUCUUUGGGGUUUCGGUUAUGUCCCUUGGUAAAAGGAUUAUCCCACCUGAGCUUGCUGACUCCCCUUAUAGAAAUGUGGGUAGGGUCAGAACUGAGUAUCCUGUUAUCUGUGGUUUGCAACUCUGCCUCAAUUGUUUGUGGCCCUUGGGAAUAGGAGGAGCUAGAGUAUAUGGGUAAGGAAAACUAGCGGAGUUGAGUUCCAUCUAUUCAGUUAGGGAAAAGCAUCAUUCCUACUGUGCAGGUUUGGGGGAGCAGCACCCUGCAGGAAACCCCCUCUUGCUGCUGUGCUCAGUAAAUUCACUUGGUCCCUGGUGGAAUCUUGCCUCAGUCUGUUGGUUUGUUGUUGGGACCACAGCAGGAAGAGUAAAUGUUGCUUAGGACUCCCCUUGGGAAAGAGUUUAUCAACAGAUACAUUGUUUACUUUGAGGAGAGUAGGAAUCAUUUUGAUACUAAAUAUAACAUAGUAAUUAUUUAUUUGGUUUUUAAAAAGUUUCUUUGUCAUAUUCUCCCUAUAUGAAUAUAUAUGUACUUAUAAACACAUAUGACGGUGUGCUGAUCUUACAACUCUGUUACAUUUGCUAUAUAUAUAAUUUUAAACAGCCUAUAUAAGAUAAUAAUAGUAAGAUAUGAAAAUGAUUAUAGCUUUUUCUCCCCCUCCUUUUAAGUUAUUCUUCCUGUCUUUGUGGUAGCAGUGGUCAGUACUGUGUUGAAUGGGAGUAGUGAAUGCUUUUAAUUUUUUAAAUUUAGUGUGAUGGUUUUGGUAGGGUGGAGGCAAAUAGCUUUUAAAGAAUCAAGCUGAGGGGUGGAGAGAUGGCUCAGUUGGUAAAGUGCUUGCUUUGCAAGCAUAAGGAUUUGAAUUUGGAUCCCCAGAAUCCAUGGGAAAAGCCAGGCAAGAACCUCUAAUGAGGAUACUGGGGAGUUGGAAACAGGAAAAUGCCUGGGGCUUGCUGGCCUGCUGGUCUUUCCAGAUCAGUGAGCUCCAGGCUCACUGUUAGAAAAUCAUCAUCAUCAUCAUCAUCAUAAAUAAUAAUUAAUAAUAACGAUGAAGAUAGAGAGUAAUGUAGGAAGACACAUGCCAUUGUCUUUGGCUUUCAUACUCAGGCACACAUGUGUGCACAUACACAUACAUAACACACACACACACACACAAAAUAAAUACAUUGUGGUGGCUGAUCUUGAUUUUCAGCUUGUUACAACUGGAAGAGGGCUCUCAGCUGAGGAACGCCUCCAUUAGACUAGCCUGUGGCCACUUCUGGGGCAUUUUCUUAUUUGCUAGUGAUGUAGAAGUUCUCAGCCCACUGUGGCACUACUGUCCUUGGGUAGGUAGGCCUGGGUUGUAUGGGAAAUGUAGGAGCCAGGGAUCCAGCCAAUGAGCAGUGCCCCUCAUGGUCUCUGCUUCCGUUCCUGCCUGAGCUCCUGUCUUAUUUCCCUCAGAGAUGGGUUGUAAUCAGUGAGAUGAAAUAAACUCUUCCCUUCCCAAA